Molecule: messenger RNA, 5804 nt
Organism: Girardinichthys multiradiatus
Lineage: Eukaryota; Metazoa; Chordata; Actinopteri; Cyprinodontiformes; Goodeidae
Product: cohesin subunit SA-2
Exons: 32
Coding region: 301-3813 (1170 amino acids)
Biological process (GO): sister chromatid cohesion
Cellular component (GO): nucleus; cohesin complex; chromatin
Molecular function (GO): chromatin binding
Source: RefSeq, a predicted model, not a curated record
AGCCGCAUCGGGAGGGACGUAACGGUUGCUGACGUCUCGGAGCAGCCUAUUAGGUCUCUCCAUUUGAGUUCGUAGCCAAUCAGCUCGGGUUAGGCUGUCCGACAGCUUGACUGUGAGAGUUGGGGGCGACGAGGGAGGAAAUGCGAGGAAACCGUUGAAUGUUUUCACUCUGCCAAGCUGCAGGUUAAAACCAAAGCAGCAAUCUGCAUUGCAAAUCUAUAAUCCCGUCUAAUGGAGGAUCCCGCCAGAGCUCCCUCUGAUCACACCAUGGUGAAUCCAGUGUGAAGAUCUAAGGAGGAAAUGAUACCAGAACCGUCUGCAUCCAGGUCUUCAGAGAAAAAUGCAAACCCUGAGGUUGAGGCCACCUCCUCCGGAGCUGUCAGUCACUCUGAGGACGAGUCUGGGAACGAGAACAGACAGAAGACUGUGAGACGAAGAAAAAGAGCAUGCAGUGUCCCGGGGAAUGUCAAGCGCAAACAAGCCAGAGCCAGCGGCAGCAGUGUCAGAAAGACACGGGGCAAACAUGCCAAGGAGAAGCAGGUGGAGGCCGUCACCCUGUUUGAGGUGAUCACAAUGGGCAGGAGUGCCAUCCAGGCUGUGAUGGACGAUUGGAUUGAAGCGUACGCGACGGACAGAGACUCGUCUCUGCUCGACCUCAUCAGCUUCUUCAUCCAGUGCUGUGGAUGCAAAGGGGUGGUCACAGCAGAGAUGUGCCAGAGCAAAGAGGACAAGGAUGUGAGGAGUAAGAUGGUCGAGGAGCUGGAUGAGGCUGCUGGUUUGCAGUAUAAGAGAUUCCUUGCUUUUCCAUGGAUUCUGACAGUCACGUGGCCCAUGGACGCAGAUAGUGCAGAGUAUCCUCUCGUGCAGUCCGGACCCUCCGCUCGCUGGUUUCACUCAGAGUUCUGUGACUUCGUGUCGGUGCUGGUGGCGCAGUGUCAGCACGGCGUCCUUUUUGACAGCUACCUGAUGAACAGCCUCAUCUCGCUGCUCACAGAGCUGUCGAACUCAUUUGUGAGGGCGUUCAGACACACGUGCACGCUCGCAGCGGUGAAGUUGCUGAGCUCUCUGUUGAGUGUGGCUCUGAGCCUGAGCGUCGGGAUUGAAAACAGUCAGAAGCUGUAUGAUGUGCAGAGGACAAAGACAGUGAGACAGAAAAGCACUCAGCAACUUGAGAGAAUACAGAAGAAGAUCUCGGAGUUGCAGGAAAAGAGGACGGAGGUGGAGAGCAUGACGGACAUCAUCUUCAAAGGAGUUUUUCUUAAAAGAUAUCGGGACAUGCUUCCAGAAAUUCGCUCAGUCUGCAUAGAGGAGUUGGGUUUGUGGAUGAAGCUUUACAGUUCUGCUUUUCUCAAUGACAGUUACCUCAAAUACAUGGGCUGGAUGAUGCAUGAUAAGGUACCGGAUGUGCGUCUGAAGUGUGUGUUAGCCCUGAAGGGUCUCUUCGGUGAUCCUGUCCUCCUCCCUAAACUAGAUCUCUUCAUCAGUCGCUUCAAGAACCGUCUGAUCUCCAUGGUGCUGGAUAAGGACAAUGAGGUGGCAGUACAGACCAUGAAACUUUUGGUGCUAAUCUCCAGCGCUACAGAUGAAGUGCUCACUCCCGAGGACUACAAGCAGCUCCUUCAGUUUGUUUACUGCUCUCAUCGCCCUCUUGCAGCCACUGCAGGGGAGCUGCUGUAUUCAAGGCUUCUCAGUGCUGUACCUCCUACCUCUGAUAAUCAGGACGAACGGAAUGAAGAAGAGGAGCAAAGACAUCAGAUAUUUGUUAGACUUAAAGCUUUACUGCAAUUUCAUCAGGAGUCUGAGCUUCACAACCAUAUUGUUUACCUGGUGGACAGCCUUUGGGACUGGGGUGGAUCUCUGCUGAAAGACUGGCCCGCACUCACAGCUGCACUUCUGCAGAACAGCCCAGGUUUUACUCCAGCAGAACAAGCAGUGAUUGUGGAGAUCCUGAUCGCUUCGGUACGUCAGGCUGCAGAAGGGCCAGCUCUGGUAGGGAGGAGUGGGGCCAAGAAGAUCAUGAGCACCAGAGAAAGGAAAAUACAAGCUGACGACGGCCUAAAGCUCACUGAACAUCUGUUUUCUGUGCUCCCCAAGUUACUCUCCAAGUUUUCAGGUAGUGGUGACCCUGUUGCUUCCCUUAUGCGGAUUCCUCAGUACUUCCACCCAGACAGUCAGGUGGCUAAAAACGCGCAGUUCGUUUCGAGCCUGAUGACAGAGAUGGCAGCUGUUUUGGACCUCCACUCGAGCCCUGCGGUUCUGGAAGCAGCGGCUCGGACAUACCUCAGUCUGUGUGACGGCGGAGCAGCCUGGGCCUCUGCAGCCGGCGCCUCAAGGGACGUUCUGGUCCAGCGCUGGCUGGACCAACUGACAGGGCUGCUGGGGGAAACACUCAGGGGUGGCUGUUUUUCUGCUGAGGAAGAGACGACGACACAAAUUGUAACGACACUGAAGAAACUCUGCGCUUUCCACAACUGUCAUGACCUCGGUCAGUGGAGCGUGUUUGAUCUGCUGUCUCCUCUCCUGACGGAGGACGGCAGCCAGGGAGGAGCACCACCCGAGGUGCUGGAGGAGGUACUUCGGUGCAUGUCAUUCGCCAUGCUGUGGUCCCUCAGUACGAGCAGCGAAACUCUGACUUGCAAAGAGAAGGCUGUGGUCCAGAGGCUCCAGCUGCGUCUCUUUUGCGAGAGGAGCCAUCGGUAUCUCUCCCACUGCGACCACAGCGUGCGGUAUCAGGCUUUUCUGGGGGUGUGCGAUGUACUGAUAGCUCAUUCGUACCAGCUGCAGGUGUGGGAUCCCACCUGCUUCGGCCCACUGCUCUACACGCCCAGUCCCAAGCUGCAGAGGGCGCUGCUCACCUUUGUAUGCACACAAGUGUUUGUCGUCCCAGACUGCGACAACUACAGUAGAGUCAGUGAGAGCUCUGAAGUGGACAGGCUGGAGGAACUUCACAAAAGAAGAAAUCUACUCGCGGUCUACUGCAAGCUGGUCGUACAUGGAGUGCUGGAGAUGAGCGUGGCAGCGGAGCUCUACACAUACUACAUGAAGCAUUACAGCGACUUUGGAGACAUCAUCAAGGAAACAAUUUACAGGACCAGACAAACAGAUAAAAUAGAGAGCGCUCGUACUCUGGUGCUUUGUUUGCAGCAGCUGUUUAUGCAGCUUAAGCGGGAACAAGAGAGCGGUGGCAGAGCUCACUCAGGAGUACAGACUUUCACCUGCAUUAAGGAGCUGGCCAGGCGCUUCGCCCUCACAUUCGGAGACCUUGUCAAGUUUCGCGAGUGUCUCGUCAUGAUCCACAGGAAUGGCGUAGAGUUUGUGUUCCAAGAUUUCAGACAGACUCCAGACAACGCUACACCUCCGUACCUCUCCUACCUGACCAUCCUUAGUGAGUUCUCCAACAAACUGCUCAAACCCGACAAGAAGACAGUGCUCUCCUACCUGCAAAAACAUACUGCUGAGCACAUUAUUGACCUCAGGGAGGAGUGCUGGCAACCGCUUAUCUACUAUCGCGCAUCUUUAUUGGCGGUGGCAGAAACGGAGGACGCCAUAUCGUAUGUAAGCUCAGACAGGAGGCCCUACCUUCACAGUCGCUCUCCCAUCGGCAAACAAAAACUGGAAGGAUGUUUUAGGAAGUUCCCGGGUCAAGUUCGUCCAACUGAACAAAUUAGUAAAGUUAACAAACCAAAUAUCAGCCAAAGUCCUCAGGCGACUGUGGGUGACACGGAUCCGUUCUCUGUCAGCUUCAACAUAGCUUCUAAUGUCCUCAGCAACAACAGCGAAUCAGAUGAUGGCAGUGUGGACGUUGAGCUGUGAGUUCGAGGAAGUUGGAGUGGAUCAUCUCUUCUGUAUCUGCACCCUGUCUACUUGAUUUGGCUGUGCAGACAUCCAGGCUUCCAUGCUUUGUUGAAUUGAAACAAUCAGUCUUUUAAGCUCUAAGGGGGGAAAAUAUGACAAAAACCCCUAAACCAAGUAUAAUUUAAUGUUAAUGUUGUGGUUUGUGUUACAAACUGUAUAUUUUCUCAUAUCCAAAAGCACUUUUGUUUUUUUGCUUCCAGCAGUACUUGAUACCAAAUGUGUAUAAUCUGGUAGUUGAAGCAGUGCCAAACAAACACUAUUUACUUCUAAAUAGAUACGGGAUUCCUACACAGCCACAGGAAGAACAUUUCUUUUAUCACUUUCCAGGUCUGGAGAAGUAUAGAAAAUACCAAAAUGGGAAUGGAAAAACAUUUGGCUUUCCAGACUUUGUUUUCUUUUCGUAACUAAAUGUUUGGGAAAAAAACAUAUCGUAGUCUUAGAUUAGCCAUAUCAUAAACUGAGUUUAACAUUUUAACAAUCAUUAUUUUGUUUUUGGGUUAUUGACUGAGAACCCAAAGCGAAAUGCAAACUCAAGAACAAAAAGGGACUGUUUUUCUGGUGGGUUCCAAAUAACUAGAAGCUAAAUUUUUAAAGUUUUUAUAAACAAAAUAAAGCAUUAAAUAACACAAGCUGCUUUAAAGAACCUGCAUUUAACUCAAUUAUGACAAGUUAAAAUGUUAUAAAUUCUAAACAAAAGCUGAUUUAAAUUAGUAUAGAUGCUAAAAAAGCAGGUAAAUUUCUACUCAAAUGGCCACAUAAUGUUAGCCAGAUUGCCAGAAUAAUCUAGACAUGUGAUUCUGGAAAGGUUAAGGAAAUUUAAAAUGGAGGAUGUGAGGGAACCCUGUGGAAAUCACCAUCAUACUGAAACUAAAGUCAUCGAACGUUUGAAGAAAUAACUGAGACUGAACAUAUUUUUCAUAUGCUUUCAUAGAUUGAACAUUUUCAGGAGAGGUUUAUAAACAUCGGAACAAUCGGAACUGCUAAAUCGCAGAUAAGUCUCUGUGAACUUUUAUCGAUGAAUGAAAAUGAUCAGUUUUUUGAUGUUUUAUUUGCAGACUUGAAAGGUUUGAAGUUUGUAAAUGUGCCUUUUGUAAUGUCAAAUUGACCUAAUCUCAAAUUUCCAAGAGAUAAUUAGCUAAAUGUUUAAAAAUGAAGCCAAAUACCUUUUUAGGAUGAUUUUAAAACCCAGAGAUCAUGCUAUAAAAACAGGGUUUGUGUACAGUAUUGGGUUUAAAGCAUAGGGAUAAAAUACCCUGACCAUUUUACAAAGUAGAAAUUCACGGUAAAGGUUUGCUCUUACAAACCUUUAAAAUCUCAAUAAUUCAAUGAAAUAUUUGGGAACAUAUUUCUGUUAUAGUAUAUAUGUAAUUUUGCAGUAGAAGAUGCUAUGAACCAUGCAGCUGCCACAAACUGAAAGACACCUCAGUUGAUGAGUAAAUCUGUCCAGAGCAUCUUUAGUAUGUAUCAGAAAAGUCGUGAGGGGGGUCUGCAGGGACCAAACAAUGCUGUAGCAUUAAAUCAGAAGCAUUAUUUGUCCUUCAGGCUCAUAAUUUAUGUUUUUGACAUGACAGUUAAUGCAUUUUGCUUUUCUUUACAAAGCACCAACAGCGUACCCCCUGAAAGUUCGUCAAACAUUAGCAGCUUCAUUACUGGGUUUUUCUGAGUGACCCUAAUGCCUCAUAAAGUGUCUUUUUAACAACUAUCAGGGUUUGAUUACACAUACAUGAUGUUAGAUUCAGGACUAUUUUUAUGUGAUUUUAUUUUAUUUUUUACAGUGCUGUACUGUAAAAUGCAGAUGCAAGUUCCUCAAUUACACUAUUUUUUUUUUUUUAUAACUGUGUCGGAUUGGAUUUCAUGCGUUUUUCACGGACUGUCAGAAAUUGUGAUUUAUUGUCCUGAGUUUAUGAUUGUAAUUAAUGUAAAUAAUUUGAAUGAAACAAUGCAUUUUA